CUUGGAUGGAUAGAUACGCUAGAGUCAGCAGUCCGCAACUCAACAAUCGAAAAAAGUUCUAAUCUUUUCCAUCCCCUCCAUAUUUGUCCUCUUCCUCUGCAUUUCCAAUGCAUACAAGAACCCAAGGCACUCUUUAUAACCCCCUCACAAUGCUUCCUUGCUUUCACUUUCCUCUUCUUCUUCUUCUUCUACUUCUUCUUCUUUUUUCUUUGUUGGGAUGGAGAGAUUUGAGGUCUUGAAGGAUAUUGGGUCUGGCAACUUUGGUGUUGCCAAGUUGGUCAAGGAUGUUUGGACCAAAGAGCUCUUUGCUGUCAAGUUCAUUGAGAGAGGCCAAAAGAUUGAUGAACAUGUGCAGAGAGAGAUCAUGAAUCAUCGAUCAUUGAAACAUCCAAAUAUUAUCAGAUUUAAAGAGGUCCUGUUAACACCUACACAUCUAGCAAUCGUAAUGGAAUACGCCGCCGGUGGGGAACUUUUUGAGAGGAUAUGCAAUGCAGGGAGAUUCAGCGAAGACGAGGCGAGGUUCUUCUUUCAACAGCUGAUAUCAGGAGUGAGUUACUGUCAUUCAAUGCAAAUAUGUCACCGGGACCUUAAAUUAGAGAACACUCUCUUAGACGGGAGCAUUGCUCCUCGACUCAAAAUAUGUGAUUUCGGUUAUUCCAAGUCCGCUGUGUUGCAUUCUCAACCGAAAUCCACGGUAGGCACACCUGCUUACAUUGCACCUGAGGUUCUAUCGAGAAAGGAGUACGACGGGAAGAUUGCUGAUGUUUGGUCCUGCGGAGUAACAUUAUAUGUAAUGCUCGUCGGAUCGUAUCCGUUUGAAGACCCGGACGAUCCAAGAAAUUUCAGAAAAACAAUUGGGAGAAUACUUAGUGUCCACUACUCAAUUCCCGACUAUGUUCGAGUCUCAAUGGAUUGCAGACAUCUUCUUACCCGUAUUUUCGUUGCAAGUCCUGAAACGCGAAUUACUAUUCCGGAGAUCAAAAACCACCCUUGGUUUUUAAAGAAUCUGCCUGUCGAAUUAACCGAUGGAUAUCAACAUAAUUUGCACAACGACACGAACCCUCUUUUCCAAAGCGUCGAAGACAUAAUGGUGAUACUACAUGAGGCUCGGAAACCUGCUGAGGGUCCAAAGCUUGGCGGAGGUCAUUUUGUCGGCGGCAGCACUGACAUCGAUGACAUGGACGCCGAUUUCGACUUGGAUGAUCUCGAGGCAAGUGAGGACUUUGUGUGUGCACUCUAAAUGUUUGCAAGAUUGUGUGUUGUGAGAUUCUUUUUGAUCAUAGGUUUGUUUAGUGUGUGAGAUGUUUAGCUGCAUCGUGUGCUCGGUUUUUUCGUAUUUUGUUGUUGACUUAGCUUUUCAGAGAAUUUGUUGAGGAACUGAUGCAUUUUAUGUCAUAGUUUAGUGUAAGUUAUUUUGUUGCUUUUGUUUGUAUAGCUACGAUGUUUCUCUGCUGUAUGUUUGAUGUGCAAUUUUCUUGUCUUUGUGUAUAUUGACCCUGUCAAGUCUUUGUGA
Messenger RNA from Dioscorea cayenensis subsp. rotundata (Guinea yam), 1513 nucleotides. Its product is annotated as serine/threonine-protein kinase SAPK2-like. Gene Ontology annotation, biological process: intracellular signal transduction; protein phosphorylation. Gene Ontology annotation, molecular function: protein serine/threonine kinase activity; ATP binding. Lineage: Eukaryota; Viridiplantae; Streptophyta; Magnoliopsida; Dioscoreales; Dioscoreaceae. The record is from RefSeq and is a predicted model, not a curated record.